Messenger RNA from Anarrhichthys ocellatus (wolf-eel), 3078 nucleotides. It is a transcript of the gene tmem263, whose product is annotated as transmembrane protein 263. The record is from RefSeq and is a predicted model, not a curated record. The coding region runs from base 1274 to 1792 and encodes 172 amino acids. The transcript is spliced from 2 exons. Lineage: Eukaryota; Metazoa; Chordata; Actinopteri; Perciformes; Anarhichadidae.
UCGUUUUUGUUUCCGUUUGUGUACCGAGAGUCAGCGAUGAGAGCGUGUGGAACCACACAACACUGAGCCAUAGUAUCUGGAUAAUCAGUUUCAACGCAAACUCCCUCGAUCGUGAGUGUGUAAUCGGGACAGAAAUGUAAACGCUAAUGAAUGUCGAUCGAGCUGCGGUGGAAGGAAGAUCGUUUAAGCGCCGUUCAGUGUUUCAGGGGAGACGUGACGUGUCUGAUGAGCUAAUUAUGGCGACUAAAGACAAAACAACCACGUAGUUCCGCGUGUUAAUUACAAGUCCAACCCUUCCUGUCUCUCACGGUGAGACAGCACCGAUUGUUACAUUCGACAAACUUGUAAGCAAGUAUGUUUGAACUGCCUCUCGUUCGACGUUAUAGCUCAAGUUAACGUCCACGGAAACGCAGUCUGCCACGAAACUAAUGCUGUAGGUUAGCUAACGUUACGUAGCACAAGUUUUACAUGCCGACUACUUAUAUUCAUAUAUUUAAUUUGAACCUAACACGGAUGUAUACAUGGUGAUAAUGCUGUUUACCCAUCAGUUAAUGUCACCGCAGCUGCCACGCGCGCUCCUUUCUUCAUUGUUUACUCAAUAAACGUUAUGACUGAAGGAAUAACACUUUCGUCUGAGCAGUUUUCAUAACUUCAUAACAAGGCACCAUUGACUUUGCAAGGACAAAUAUGAUAUGGAGAUUCCUUCAAAAUGAUUCCUUCAAACUGUCAGUUUAUGACUUUGUUUAUUUCUGUUUCCCAAAAUCCAGAAGAAGACUCCUAUCUUCAAAUUUUAGUUUUUCAGCAUCGGUUGUUUUAGGUUAAGAUAUCCUGUGUUUAUCGUGUGUUUUUAACAGCUCUGUGGCAGACCGUGAACAGGUCUGCCUUGUUUAAUCAGCAGUACACUUAAAGCAAGCUCCUGUUAUUGUCCUUACACACACACACACACACACACACACACACACCUCCCAUCCCUAGGUAUUUACUUUAAAAAGGCUUUCUCUACAGACUGUCAGCAUUUUCUCUUGUAAUGACAUAUGGAGCUUAUAGCCUUGUCAUACUUAUAGUGUGAACGUUACAGCAGCUCAUACAUGUACAAAGUAGAACAAGGAGCACAUUUUAAGGGAUAAAAUGAAAACCAAAGUCUUGUUUCUUUGUUCUACUGUUGCUCUCUUAUCAUGCAAUACAUAAAUAAACACAUGGAUAUAUAUAUACAACAACAAGCACAGGCACAUAUCUCUUACAGGGUGAAGAUCAUAACAGAAAUUACACAAAGAUGGCAGGGGGGAAACCAUUUCAUGUUACACAGAAUCUCUUUCCCUGUAGUUCCCCAACACUGCAUAUCUUUCAUUCAUUAUGUAUCACUGUGUCUGUGGGUGACUGUGUCAUUUGUUGUUGCAGAGAGAUGAGUCAGGCAGAGCAGGUGCCUGAGGACAUGCCUGCAUACCUCAAUGAUGAGCCAGUGGCUGCAGAUGACGCCAACAAGGACCAUCCACAGGCGCAGCCGGGCAUGUUCGGCAGGUUGGCGGGGGGCUUGUAUGGUGCCACCAAGGGAGCUUUAGGAGCGACUGUGGGCGGUGUGACGUGGAUAGGAGGAAAGAGUCUGGACCUCACCAAGACCACGGUCAGCUCUGUAGCCGCUCUGCCUGGGAUUGGAGUGGGUCUAGUUAAAGGAGGAGUGUGUGCUGUAGCCGGAGGAGUGUGUGCUGUAGCCGGAGGAGUGACUGCUGUUGGUUCCGCGGUGGUCAGCAGAGUUCCCAUAGGAGGAGGCAAAAAGAAGGACAAGUCUGACUGACGGAGAGAGGAGAAGAGUGAACGCACACAGCUGAGGUGUUAUGGCUCACGUUGUUUCCUGUGUCAGCAGUCAUGAGCAGGAAAAGAGCAGCAGAGGACUCACAAGUUUAGUGUACACAUUUUUGGUAACGGGAGUCUUUGUUUCUUUUCUUUAGUUUCUCUUCUUUAAUGUGAUUGUUGGUAAACCCAUGUUCAUAUACUUAAGUAGCUAGGACCCACAACGCAUGAACUAACAAAGACUCUCCUGCUCUGUUGUUAAAGGCAACGCACUAUUAUCACCAGUGCCUGAAAUUGUUCAGAUAUAAUGUCCAUGUUUCAAUUUUUGAUAGAAAGUGUUUUUUACUGUUGUACUUGCUGCAAAAGUUAACUUUACUACCAGAGAAGAAAAGCUCCUAAAGAGUGUAAAUGUGCUUAAAUUUCACUUGCAAGACAAUCAUUGAUCAACUGUGAUCUGUAAGUGACAAAGAGGUGUUUCACUGUCAACUGACAUGGAUCAGAAAAUCUGUACAUUGUGACUAAAUCUGCAUUUAGUUAAUCGACCUCUGUUCAGCUUGCACAAAUGAACAAACACAUGUGAUCGAAGCUGUGAUCUUUAAAGUCGAGUCCAGUUUAAUAUCUAAACCGUGGACUGUGGAUAUUUCACUGGUGAACUUUUGUGACAGUUCCAGUUUUUCCUCUGAAUUCACAUUGCCCUCUUGUGGUUAUAUUGUCACCUCAGUGGAAAGUGACUCAUACUUUUGAUACAGAAUCCAAAUUAUUACAAUAAAUAUUGUAUUUUCAUUGCAAUUAACUUAACUUCCAGUUGUAAUGUUUAUUGAUUCACUAUGAAUAACAUUUUAUACACGACAUAUUUUUCACACAACUAUAUAUUUUGAUAGUUACUGUGAUAUGUUGCUUAUUGUCACUCUCAAAUCCAAGUAUGUCAACAUCUAUCCUUUGGGCACAGAUGCUUCAUUAUGGCAUAAAUCUCUCACAAUGUGUCAAAGCAUUACUUCUCAACCCGAACGUUCCCCUAAUGCUUCUCCAUGUUGCUCAGCGAAUCUGAAGGCUGGAGUUUCGACAUUACAUUCUGAGUUUCAAGUGUCAAGUGCAGCUGAGAAACCUGGAUCAGGCUACAUAUAAUGAAACCAUAAACUGUAAAAUGCCAUUCGAGUCUUACAUGUUACAGAACUACGCUUUCAAAGCUUUUGUUUAAUCAGUGUUGCAGGAUGUUUGAAAGUUUAUUGAACAAUGAGAACACGGUAACAUUCAGGACUUGUUUAAAUAAAACAUAUGCUGAAGGCUGUA